AUGACUUCACAUCUCGAAACUCAUCAUUCUCCCGGGCCUCGCCUGAUCAAAAACGAGUGGAAACGUAUAGCAUCGUGGCUGGCUUCGCGCAUUCCCUUCCUGCACAUCAAACGUUGUGACGGCUACGUGGCCAUAAUUUCCCGUAACCGUGCGGCAGUUGUAGCCAAGACGUCUGGAGGCAAUAGUGCCUACCACAACUUUCACAAUGAUUUCUUGCACGUCUCCGAUCUCAACGAGCGUCGUCGUCUUGCUCUAGCCGAGGUCGACAGAGCCCCUUUCGGCUGGUACCACGUCCGUUCCUUUGUUGUCGCCGGUGUCGGUUUCUUCACCGACUCCUACGACAUCUUCACGGCCUCUCUCUUGACCACCAUGUUGGGAAUCGUCUACUUUCCAGGUGUCGGAGCUAUGCCUACCAGCUCUGACAACGCCAUCAAGCUGGCUACCUCUGCUGGUACUGUCGCCGGGCAGCUUGGCUUCGGAAUGUUGGCCGACAUAGUCGGUCGAAAGAAGAUGUACGGUCUGGAACUCAUCGUCAUUAUAUUUGCUACAAUUGGUCAGGCUCUGACCUCUGGCUCUCCUGCAUGUGAUAUCAUUGGUCUCGUCAUUUUCUGGCGUGUCAUCAUGGGCAUUGGCAUUGGUGGUGAUUAUCCUCUUUCUUCCAUCAUCACCUCCGAGUUCGCUACCACCAAGUGGAGGGGUGCCAUGAUGGCUGCUGUGUUUGCGAUGCAGGGUCUCGGCCAGCUUUGCGCUGCCUUUGUUAUGCUCUUUGUUACCCUUGGCUUCAAGGGCUCCCUGUCGAGCGCCAGAGACAAGGCGCACUGCACUGGCGACUGUCGGGUUGCCGUUGACAAGAUGUGGCGUACCCUGAUCGGCUUCGGUGCCGUCCCUGCCUGUGUUGCCCUUUACUGUGAGUCCGUGUGGAAAACAAGCCUCCGCUACCCGUGGUACCAAGCUCACCACUCGCCUUCGACAGUCCGUCUCACCAUUCCUGAAACCCCUCGUUAUACCUUCGAUGUCGCCCGCGAUGUUGAAAAGGCCGACGACGACGUCAAGGCUUACAUGACCGGAAAGCAUGAGGGCGCGCCUGAUGAGGUCGCUCGCGCCCACAUGGCCCAGCAGGCCAAAGACAGCCUCGAGGUCCCCAAGGCCAGCUGGAGUGACUUCGGACGCCACUACGCCAAGCCCAAGAACUUGCUUCUCCUGCUCGGAACGGCUGGCUCUUGGUUCUGUCUCGAUGUCGCCUUCUGCGGUCUCUCAUUGAACAAUGCCCAGAUUCUCCAGACCAUUGGUUUCGCCACCAGCGGCAAGUCCGUCGCCAACGUCUACCAGUUUCUGUACAACACCGCCAUUGGUAAUCUGAUUAUUGUUUUGGCCGGUGCUGUUCCCGGAUACUGGGUUUCUGUUGCCACCAUCGACACUCUUGGCCGCAAGACUAUCCAGCUCGGAGGCUUCAUCAUCCUCACCAUUCUGUUCAUUGUCAUGGGUUUUGCUUACAACAGCAUCUCCUCAAGCGGCUUACUGGCUAUUUACGUUCUCGCUCAGUUCUUCUUCAACUUUGGCCCCAACGCCACGACCUUCAUCGUUCCCGGUGAGGUUUUCCCCACCCGAUACCGUUCCACCUCCCACGGCAUCUCUGCCGCCUCUGGAAAGGUUGGUUCCAUUAUCGGACAGGGCGCCAUUUCUACCUUGAAGACGCACAAUGGCCAAAACUGGAUGGACCACGUCUUGGAGAUUUACGCCCUCUUCAUGUUGCUCGGCUGCUUUACCACCCUCCUCAUUCCCGAGACUGCUCGCAAGACUCUCGAAGAGCUCUGCGGUGAGGACGACUACGCCGCCACCCACGCCAGUCGUGCCCCCAACGAUACUCACGGCCCCAACGGUGACAAGCCCAUCUAG
Metarhizium album ARSEF 1941 is the source of this 1896-nucleotide messenger RNA. RefSeq names its product phosphate permease. Bases 1 to 1896 code for a protein of 631 amino acids. The transcript has 4 exons. Lineage: Eukaryota; Fungi; Ascomycota; Sordariomycetes; Hypocreales; Clavicipitaceae. The record is from RefSeq and is a predicted model, not a curated record. Gene Ontology annotation, biological process: phosphate ion transport; transmembrane transport. Gene Ontology annotation, cellular component: membrane. Gene Ontology annotation, molecular function: phosphate transmembrane transporter activity.